This is a messenger RNA of Drosophila takahashii, 1965 nucleotides long. RefSeq lists its product as uncharacterized. NCBI's taxonomy places the organism in Eukaryota, Metazoa, Arthropoda, Insecta, Diptera, Drosophilidae. The record is from RefSeq and is a predicted model, not a curated record.
CAGUCGCGUUUUUCACGACCCGCCCGCGGUUGUUGUUUCAACAAAGUUUCCUCUAUUUUUCCAAAAAAAAAAAAGGAAAACCAAAUAAGUGUUUUUUGGAUUAGUUUAAACAAAAGUGUACUUAUCGCAUACACACACAUACCGGAGAAUUCGGACUGCCCGUUGAGGAAGUGUGGAAAACGGAAAAGCCGGCGAAAUAAAAAGGUUUUCCCUUCGCCAGCAUCCCGGUGAACCCAGCCCAAAGAACUUCCAACUGCCGCGCAUUAGAACGUAAUGACCUGUGAACUUUGAGUGGAGCAAGAAGGUCGUUCACGGAGCCAGCAAAGGAUAUAACAUUAGCCAGUUAGCCAAAUCGGUAUUAUAGAAAAUGUUUGACAUCACCUGGCUGCCCACCGCCUGCGGAUCGCUGGCUCCGGCCCUCAUCCCGCCGGCACACAUCGUCAUCCUGUGGUAUUUCUGGGAGAACUACGCCCGGUACGUGGACAGGCACUUCUGCACCUGCUCCUGCUGGGACACCGUGUUCAAGGGACCCUACGAGUCGGGCGUGGCCGCCUACAAGCACAUGUACUUCAAUGCCACGCCCAACAGCUUCAAGAUGUGGAUACUGACCGUCUUCGCCGUGAUUGCCCUGUACGAGUGCAUCAAGAGGCUAAUCGCCCUGAUCCUGCAGCAGCGCGUGCGGUACUCGAUGCUCCUGCUCUUCCUGCUCUCGAUAUUCUCGCACUACUACGCCUGGUGGGCGUAUAUCAACUACUACAACGACGACUACUACAAUCAGUGGAAUCACCAGCUCUUCUUCACGGUAACCGAGUUGUUCUCAACGGUGCUGGUGAUGCAUUUGGCCAACACCACCAACGUGGUCACGCCGAAGAAGGUCUUUUGCAUCGUUGGCAUCGCCCUGCUGCACAUUUUGGCCAGCAGCUUCGACCAGUUCUUCAUGAAUGUGGUGCGCGGCGAGGGAUACGCCCACCAGAUAGUCCGGGAUAUCGGGUUCAUGGUGCCCGAUCUGCUCCAGCUCUUCGUUCCCGUUUGGCUCCUCCGGCAGACCCGACGCGAGAGUUACACCACACGACCUUUUCACCGAGAUCGGAAACUCCAUCGGGAUAUUGUGAUGAUGCUGUGCCUGGUGUCGCUGCUCUUUGUCAUUUGUACGGUUUUGUGAGAGCGGAUCAUGCUGGACGCCUAUGAGGAGCGACACGGAAAGGUCGUGCCCAUGCAGGAUGCAGCGGUGCAGCUGCUGAAUCGCUACCGGAUGCUGGCCAGCGGAAAUGUGCACAACUAGAAAAGGUGAUUGCUUUUGGUACUGAUCGGAUGGAUUGUGGGUGGACAAUAGCGGCACUUACGGGGCAGUAAGUGCGGAAUAUCCUGUAUUCCUGUAGACAUUUUGUAUUUUCGUUUACCGUUUGUGAUAGUUUUUUCCGUUGAGCCGAAGUGCGUUGACGACGAGCAUAUCGAUAAGCGUAAUUAUCAACUAACCAUGGUACAUAAUCAAUACAACAAACUCUAAUCUUCCAUUUAGAACCGUUGACCGAUGUUAAGUGCAUUAUCAUACACCCAUAGUUGAACUUAGGUACAAUGUAGUGAAAUCCAGUCCUGGGCGUCCCAGAAUCAUACGUGUAGAAGGGUAUAGCCCCUAAUAUAUAGAUACAACGACAAACAGUUAUCACAGACAUGUGUAGAUUAUUUAUGGAACAACGAUGCGAAUACUUAAUAUUGAGUAUGGAUUGUGGAAGUGUGUGGAGACCCACCCAGUGUUAUAUUACCUUAACAAGUUACAUGUGACUUAGACUGUUGUUAGAUAAUAACAAUAUUAUACAUGUUCAUCAUGGCAAACCAAAAUAUUCCAGUACAUCUAGUAGUGAAACCACAAAAAAAACAGAAUAUAACAACAAAAAACCAAAACCGUAGUAAUCAAAAUUAGCGUUAUACUAUAUUGUUACGAUUAACUUUACAUGAAGGAAAUCA